Molecule: messenger RNA, 3938 nt
Organism: Diorhabda sublineata
Lineage: Eukaryota; Metazoa; Arthropoda; Insecta; Coleoptera; Chrysomelidae
Product: facilitated trehalose transporter Tret1-like
Exons: 2
Coding region: 84-1541 (485 amino acids)
Biological process (GO): transmembrane transport
Cellular component (GO): membrane
Molecular function (GO): transmembrane transporter activity
Source: RefSeq, a predicted model, not a curated record
AACAAUAGAUAGUAGAGGUUAACAUACAAUCAUUCAUAUAAUUAUAUAUUUGGGAUAUGAGAAACUGAAUUUGAAUAAUAAAAAUGGUUGAAAGUGGUAAUCAUAAUGUUGAUCAAUUGGACGGAUUAUCUGAUGGAACGACGAAACUUUAUAUGUCAAAAAAAGAUACUCCAUUUGUAUAUUUUUGCGCAAUAACAGCAAGUCUACUGGUAUUCACUGGUUGUUCCAGCAUAGUAUGGUCUUCACCAGUUAUACCCAAAUUAAAAUCGACCAACGACGUGGAUAAUCCAUUGGGGAAGCCCAUAUCACCGUUUGAGACUUCUCUAAUAACCGGUUUACCUUCUUUUGUAGCAAUAUUAGGUAACAUUAUUUUCGCUCAAGUACCGAAUGCUGUCGGUAGAAAGAACUCUUUAUUAUUGGUAUCGUUAGGAAUGAUGAUAUCUCUGGUUGUUAUAGCAUUUGGAAGACACGUAUACGUUUACUCUGCUGGUUUAUGUUUUUUAUUUAUAUGCGUAGCUGGAGUUUACGUUGUUUUACCGCUAUAUUUAAGCGAGAUAUCGGAGCCUCAUAACCGUGGUAGAAUAUUGAGCCUCAUAGGAGUUUUGAUGCCUUUGGGUAAUCUUUAUGGUUACGUAUUAGGCCCUCUAACUUCUGUAAGAAAUUUCACUUUACUACUCACUUUACCGCUCGUAAUUCAUUUUAUUGUUGUUUAUUUGGUUUUGCCGGAAUCUCCUGUUUACUUAAUUUCGAAAAAUAAUAUCCCCGCGGCAUUGGUGGCGUUAAUUAGUUUAAGAAGGAAUAAAAAUGUUGUACGUAUUAAUGAAGAUUGUAGAUGUAUUGAAUAUAAUCUUAAAUCUAGGGAAAAUAAUAACCAAUCUGGUUUAAUGGCAUUAUUUAAAAACAAAAACGUCCGAAGAGCUUUAUUAAUUUCUCUAGGUAUAAAUCUUACGCAACAAUUGUCGGGGGUGAUAAGUAUUUUAAAAUUUCUCGCACCUAUUUUUAAUAACGUCAGUUCUUCUUUUUCGGGUAAUAACUUAGCUGUCAUGGUGGCAGUAAUUAAGUUCAUUAGUUUUUUCCUCAGUACUGUUUUAGUUGAGAAAUCUGGACGAAAACCUUUGUUGUUAAUUUCAUCUUUUGGCAGCUGCAUUUCUCUAUUUUUAAUCGGGAUCUAUUUUUUCUUAAAAAAUAAUGUUUCUAACGCAAAUAUCGCAACUUUGAGCUGGUUACCUCUCUCAUCGGUAUUGCUUUUUAAUUUUAUGUACGCAUUAGGUAUAGGUACUCUAUCUAUAACUGUUAUGAAUGAAUUAUUUCCUGUAGAUGUAAGAGCUGCGGGUUGCGCUUUCGUCUUCACUGUAUGUUAUCUAUUAGGAGCUUCCCAAGUUUUUCUAUUUCCUUUAAUUAGUGAAUAUUAUGGAGUACAGUACUGUAUUUGGUCUUUCAGUUUUUUCUGUUUCAUGGGGUUCACUUUUAUGUGUUUCAUGUUACCGGAAACGAAAGGUAAGAGCUACGCAGAUAUUCAAAUUUUGUUAAAUAGGCUAUAGGAUAAUGAAAUUUCAUGAUACAUCAAGAAAUUCGCAAUUUUAUUAGGGAAUUCUAGUCCUGAACGUCAGUUUAAACCACAGAUAUCAACUUUUUCACGUUUUAUCGAUGGCGUUUAUCGACAAACUUUAUUACAGCUCGUUUUGAACCUGGGCUUCCUCGACAAAUCGUCUCCAAACUGGUCUGUUCGUCACCAAUCCUCUUACAUAAAUUUCUUGUGAGCCAUCGUGAACUUGAUCAGUCCAUCUGGUAGGGUUCUACCUCUUUUUCUACUGCUGUAUAUUUCGACAUUCAUCCGCUUGUCCUCCAUUCUUUGAAUGUGGCCAUUAUUUCAGGUUUUCCACUCUGCUUCUUUCAUAUAUUAUUCAUUACCCAACAUUCACUGCCAUAAGUUUCGAUUAUUAUUAGAGUCCUGUAGAUUUUCAACUUCGUUCUUCAUUAUCUUCGAGAUAUUUAAAAGUUGUUGACACCUUUGAAAGUUUUACUAUCUAGAAUUCUAAUCUAGCUUAACAAACGUCAGGUUGAACCACAGAUAUAUUCUUUUUCGCGUUUUAUAGAUGACGCUUAACGACAAGCUUAGGUUUAAACAUCACCCACGGUUUGGGGGCAGUUUGAACUUUAGUCUAACAUCAAACUGAGAAUUCCAAUUUUACCUUACCUUACCAAUUGACACUACGGCUCGUUGUGAGUCUUGGCCUCCUCGAUAAUUCGCCUCCAAACUGGUAUUUUCUUCCCUAUCGUUCUGGUGGGUAGGAAUAUCAAAAUGGUAUGUACGUUUCAAGACCUGUUUUUGAAAUAUGAUGUUCACCAUUUUUAACGUGAUAUUACCUAGUCUGUCUUUUAGAAAUCGUUAAGCUAUGUGUAGAGCUGGGCAGAAUACUGUGCUAAAGUAAUCAUGAAUACCUUUAAAAAGUACUCAAAAGUAUUCGAGUACGAUCAAUUCUAUGAAUAAUUUUACAAAUUUGGUAAUUAUACACUUUCGCGGUCACCUGGUUUUUUGGCCCUAGAAAAUCAAAAAAUGGAUGGAUUUUAAUGAUCUUGGUCUCAAAAUGUUCCAUUUUACGGCGGAUUUAUAAAAAAAAUACGAAAAUUAAAAAAAAUAAAUAUUUUUUACAGUUUCAUGACUUUAAAUGCAAAAAAAUGACUUUCUACAUAUAAUCCUUCGUAACUGUUUCUGACGUCGUGGAAUCAAGUUCGUAUAUUUUUUUUCGCAAUUUACAUAAAAAAAUGAAUAUUUUGAAAAAAAAAUUUCAAAAAAGUUAAUUUUUUUGAAUAAUUGUGAGUUGUAGGAUUUUGUUAAUAAUAAAUUGAAAUAUAUUCGUUAGUUAGGUUAGGUUGUUUUGUAUUGUAAGUGCUUCAAAUGUAUUCAAUUCACAAUUGUUGCAACUCAUUGUCGUGUUGUGUUUCAAUUUAUUAUUAACAAAAUCCUACAACUCACAAUUAUUCAAAAAAAUUAACUUUUUUGAAAUUUUUUUUCCAAAAUAUUCAUUUUUUUAUGUAAAUUGCGAAAAAAAUAUACGAACUUGAUUCCACGACGUCAGAAACAGUUACGAAGGAUUAUAUGUAGAAAGUCAUUUUUUUGCAUUUAAAGUCAUGAAACUGUAAAAAAUAUUUAUUUUUUUUAAUUUUCGUAUUUUUUUUUAUAAAUCCGCCGUAAAAUGGAACGUUUUGAGACCAAGAUCAUUAAAAUCCAUCCAUUUUUCGAUUUUCUAGAGCCAAAAAACCAGGUGACCGUGAAAGUGUAUAAUUACCACAAAUUUUAGAGAGUGCUUGUUAAAAAAAUGAGUAACGAGAAAGAUAAUAAUUCUUGUCAUUUCUUGUGUACCAGUUUGGGCGUCGGUAUCUCGGUAGACUACACUUUUCGAGUACUAAGUACAUCAAGAUAAAAGUACUCAUGAUUAUAGAUACUGAAGUACUUUAAGUACUAAUAAUAUUCACUUGAGUACUUGCCAGCUUUGUUGUGUGGCAUCCAAAGAGUAAGCAGUUUUCACGUGACAAGAUGAUCGUUUAAAAUUGAAAUUACUGUUGUGCAUUCAACACUAAGAGCUAUUUUAAUCGCUUGAUAGGUUCAUCUUCGACAUGAAAUGUUCAUUGCAACCGUUCCAGACUUUGUCGUUUGUACUUAAACCGAACUUAAAAUCAUUAAGCGUACAAAAUAUAAUGGUAUAUAAAAUACAGUGUUGUCAGAUUUAACACCUCCAGUUUCGUGGUAUCUUACAAUAUUCAUAGUGGCCCUUAUUAUAGUAUUUUCAAUGUCAAAUGUACAAUUUUUUCGUUUAUUUCAGUAUGCAACGAAUUUUAUCGUAAUUUAUUUACAUAUAACUUUUUUGUAUUAAAUAAUUUUUGUAGUUUUAUAUGUAAAACAAAUGUAUAUUGUAAUAUAUAGAUUGUCGCUGUAA